AUAGUUUUGUGCGUUAGGUUCUAUAGUAUUUUUAAAAGCCUAGUUAGUAAGUACAGUUCAUUCGUAUCAUAUACAUUCGUGGGAUAUUUAACAUAAAUAUUUAACUGUUUUAAUAUUUAUUUCAAAAUGAAUCUUGAACAACUCUUGAAAAAGCUUGAAGCCAACUGUUUGUUACGUCAAAUAGAGGUAACUCCUCCUCCGGCACUAUCCAAUUUUUAUUGGAAAAAUAAUCAUGGAGAUAAAUAUAAGGUUUUCAUUGACACACCAGAUCGCUUUAUUUAUUAUAAUUUAGAAGAAUACGAUCGCUUCAUGACCAUUAAAGAAAUUGAUGGAUACGGAUGGAAAUUUGUGAAAAAGUGUGUACUAUUAGCUGUAUCAGAUAUAUACACUGAAGAUCAACCAUUUAUUAAACAAAUAGAGUUUUUAAUUGCCAAUUCAGCUGAAUGGAAAAACAAUGCAACUGUUAACUCGGAAGAAGCUAAUGAAUCUGGAACGCAUGAUAAAAAUAUGAAUAUACGUCAUUUUCGUCUAACUAAGUACUUUGUGAAUGACAUAAUAAAAUGUCCAAAGGAGAAAAGAGGAUUAUUUGCAAAAUUUAGCGAUAUAUUAACAAUAUGGCCAGAAAAUGUUAACGCAAAAAUAAUGGAUGAAAAUAUGAACAUUGCAUUUGAAUUAGCGGCAAAACGUUUUGCCAAUGAUGUCAAUCAUAGAGGUUUUUCUUAUUAUAGUCACUAGCAGUACACGUGUAUCCAAUAAUCGUCAACAAGAAAAAUUUUACACUGAAAUAAAUAUACAAUAUAUAGUUUCUUACUUAACGACCGUAAUCAGUAAUCACUUUAAUUAUUAUAUAUAUAUAGCCUUUGCACUAAAUAUUAAUUCUGAACGGCUUUUAUUAACCACGUAAACCUACCUACACAGCAUACACACACACACACACACCAUAAGCCCUAAAAUUAACAUUAUAAUAUUAUUUUUAGAUUUUUAUUUGUGUGCUUUGCCUUUAGUGAGUAAUAAUUUUGUCCGUACAAAAAAAACCAAUAUUAAUAUUCACUUCUUAAAAAAACUAUUUUAUUUUUAUAAUUAACUAUAGUGAAUAAUAUAUAUAUAUUUUUUAAUAGUUCUUACUUUGAAAAUACGUAAAAAAUACUUCUAAAAAUUGGCUGUUGUUUCUUUAUGCAUUUACAAUAACAAAAACACUAAAAUAAUAUGCUUUGGCUUAAAGCAAGCAAUAACAAUUCUGUACCUACUAAUACUUGUAUUUUUUUUUCUUAUUAAAUAGUAUGAUCUACCUGAUAGCGAGCUCAAUCUAUGUGAUUUAUUAAUUGCUUAAUCUUUUGCAAUUGUGUGCAAUUGUUUUUGUGUGUGUGAAUUUAUUAUUGUAUCCAACUAUAAUCCAUAAUUAAUCAUAAUAUUUUAUUGUUAG
Molecule: messenger RNA, 1423 nt
Organism: Melanaphis sacchari
Lineage: Eukaryota; Metazoa; Arthropoda; Insecta; Hemiptera; Aphididae
Exons: 4
Coding region: 127-735 (202 amino acids)
Source: RefSeq, a predicted model, not a curated record